GUGUUGGUCCUUCUGCCUAGGGAAUGGGUGCUCAAGAGCGCGUUGCUGAUUGCCAUGUCGGUGUACACGUACCUGCGCCUCAUUGUCGACCACCACGGCUCACCGUCCCUGCAGGCCCUGCGUCAAAAAGAAGUAGAUUUCUGCAUCGCUUUGCUCCGGGACCGGUUCAUGGAUUGCUUCAUGGUCGGCCGAGAUCUGGUGCGGCUUCUGCAGAACGUUGCGAGGAUUCCCGAGUUUGAGCAGCUGUGGAAGGAUAUCAUCCAUAACCCACAGGUCCUGAGCCCCCAGUUCACAGGGAUGCUCCAGCUUCUGCAGUCUAGGACGUCCCGCAAAUUUCUGGCCUGUCGCCUCACCCCGGAUAUGGAGACCAAGCUGCUUUUCAUGACGUCUCGGGUACGUUUGGGCCAGCAGAAGCGGUACCAAGACUGGUUCCAGCGGCAGUACCUCUCCACCCCGGACAGCCAGUCCCUGCGUUGCGACCUCAUCCGCUACAUCUGUGGGGUGGUCCACCCGUCCAACGAGGUGCUGAGCUCGGAUAUCCUCCCGCGCUGGGCCAUCAUCGGCUGGCUACUCACCACCUGCACGUCCAACGUAGCCGCUUCCAAUGCCAAACUCGCCCUGUUUUAUGAUUGGCUUUUCUUCAACCCCGACAAGGACAGCAUCAUGAAUAUCGAACCCGCCAUCUUCGUCAUGUAUCAUUCCAUGAAACCCCACCCGGCUAUCACGGCUACCCUGCUGGACUUCAUGUGUCGGAUCAUCCCGAAUUUUUAUCCCGCUCUGGAGGCCCACGUCCGGCAAGGCGUGUUCAACUCCCUCACCCACAUCGUGGAGAAGCGAGUCUUGGCGCACCUCGCUCCUCUUUUCGAUAAUCCGAAGCUCGACAGGGAACUCCGGGCCAUGCUAAGAGAGAAGUUCCCAGAGUUCUGCACUUCUCCCUCACCUCCGGUCGAAGUCAAAGUCGAGGAGCCUGCGGCCACAGAGAUGGACAACCACAUGUCCGACAGAGACGAUGGCUGUUACGACCACGCGGAAGCCGCCUUCAGCGAUGAUGAAGAGGACCUGAACAGCAAAGGGAAGAAGAGAGAAUUCCGUUUCCACCCCAUCAAAGAAGCCGUCAUAGACAUCACCCCAUUCCUGGACCAGCUGGACGAGUCUCUGAAAGACAAAAUCCUGCUGCUACAGAAGGGGAGCGAUACAGAAGCUCAGUGUGAGGUCAUGCAGGAAAUCGUGGAUCAAGUCUUGGAGGAGGAUUUUGACCAGGAGCAGCUGUCGGUCCUCGCCUCCUGCUUACAGGAGCUCUUCCGAGCUCAUUUCCGUGGGGAGGUGCUGCCGGAAGAAAUUACGGAAGAAUCUCUAGAAGAAUCGGUGGGAAAACCUCUUUACUUAAUAUUUAGGAACCUCUGCCAGAUGCAGGAAGAUAACAGCAGCUUCUCGGUCCUGCUGGAUCUUCUCUCGGAGCUCUAUCAGAAGCAGCCCAAGAUCGGAUACCACCUUCUCUACUACCUGAAGGCCAGCAAAGCAGCAGCUGGCAAGAUGAACCUGUACGAGUCCUUUGCCCAGGCAACGCAGCUGGGGGACCUGCACACUUGCUUGAUGAUGGACAUGAAGGCCUGUCAGGAAGAUGACAUCCGCCUCCUUUGCUACCUCACGCCUUCUAUCUACACCGAGUUCCCUGACGAGACCCUCCGAAGUGGGGAGCUGUUAAACAUGAUUGUCGCCGUCAUCGACUCGGCUCAGCUCCAGGAAUUGGUGUGCCACGUCAUGAUGGGGAAUUUGGUGAUGUUUCGGAAAGACUCGGUCCUUAAUAUCCUGAUUCAGAGCUUGGAGUGGGAGACCUUUGAGCAAUAUUGCACCUGGCAGCUCUUUCUGGCACACAACAUUCCCUUGGAAACCAUCAUCCCCAUCCUGCAGCACCUCAAGUACAAAGAACAUCCCGAGGCCCUUUCCUGCCUACUGUUGCAGCUGAGACGGGAAAAGCCAACAGAAGAAAUGGUGAAAAUGGUGCUGAGCCGGCCGUGUCAUCCGGACGACCAGUUCACCACGAGCAUUCUCCGGCACUGGUGCAUCAAACACGAGAACCACUUAAUAGAGCAUAUCAAGUCUCUCCUGAUCAAGAAUAACAGUCUGCCCCGGAAACGCCAAAGCCUGCGCAGCUCCAGCAGCAAACUUGCCCAGCUGACCUUGGAGCAGAUCUUGGAACAUCUCGACAACUUGCGCCUCAAUCUGACCAACACCAAGCAGAGCUUUUUCAGCCAGCCCCCGAUCCUCCAGUCCUUACAGCACGUCCAGUGCAGCUGCGACGAAGCCCAUAAGAUGAAGUUCAGCGACCUCUUCUCCCUGGCCGAGGAGUACGAGGACUCUUCCAGCAAGCUCCCCAAGAGCCGCCGGAAGGCCGCCGUCUCGAGCCCCCGCAGCCGCAAGAACGCGGCCCAGCAGCCGGCCAGCAACGAGGAGGAGUCGGCCUCCAGCAGCGCAUCGGAGGAGGAAGACACCAAACCGAAACCGACCAAGCGGAAGCGGAAAGGUUCCUCGGCCGUUGGCUCAGACAGCGACUGAGGGGGCCGGGGGGUCCCCGCGGCACGGCCCACCGCUGCGCCCCCCACUCCCUUGCUCCGCCUCGGGGCACGCAGCUGCCGAGAUCCGGAUCGGCUCUGGUCCGGCCAUGCGGACGCAAACCGCUGGUGAGGACGGGGCUCCAGAGGGAUGCCCGACGGGAGGCGGUUCCUCCAGGCGGGCUCGCUCCCUGCCACGGAAGCUGCGCUCUGCCCGUGGGCGUCACACCCUCGCCGUGCCUGCCCGGCUGGCUUUCGUACGGGAGCAGCGCCGGCGAAGGGAGGCCAGAACGACGUAUGGAGCCUGCCUCUCUUCCGUUUUGGAAAUGUAAAUAAACCGUGUGAACUGCUGUGCUCCCCAACUGGUGCUUCUCCCAAGGAAAACCCAGGGGUGGCCUUGUUGGGGGGGGGUGUCUCCCCAGCCAGGCCAGGCGUUUCCUGCCAUCCCCAGAUCUUCUGUUUCCAAGAGUUGUCAUGUUUGCUUCCAAAUAAAGGGGCGAAGAUCCGG
This is a messenger RNA of Python bivittatus (Burmese python), 3060 nucleotides long. NCBI's taxonomy places the organism in Eukaryota, Metazoa, Chordata, Lepidosauria, Squamata, Pythonidae. The record is from RefSeq and is a predicted model, not a curated record.